AAAUUAAAAAUUAUUUUAAAAAAGUGUUGCAAAGAAGUGUUUUUUUUUUUUUUUUUUGAUUCGUUGUUCUGUUUUGUUCUCUAACAUAAAAUCUAAAUUCUUCGCUUUUCUUAAACUUUUUCGCGUUUAAAUGAUUAUGCAUGGUACCACCACUUGGUAUAAAGGACCACAAUUGGCUCAUCAUACCCAUCACGCUGACUAUCAUCAUCAUCAUCAUACACAAUUACGUUCGUAUCCGUCAUUUGUGUUAAGUGGUUCGUAUCACGAUAACUCAUCUUUGAACGUUUCAACUGGUGGUGCUGGCUGUUUAACACCGAACGGACCCAGCGCUACACCAAUUUUAGUGGAAAGUUCUUAUGCCGGCAUUAAUCAAUUGUCAGCUACGAAUAUUGGAGCCUCUCAGUUAACUAUUUUAAGUCCAACAAUAAAAGUUGAACAAAACUUUGCUGAACCAUUAAGCAGUGUUGAGGAUUAUGCUUUGAAUUUAGAAUCAUCCGGCGGCAAUAAUAAUAUCGAAGGAACAUUCAAGAAACCUAAUAAUUAUUUAUGGUCGAAUAACUCGAAUCAGCCGGCUAUUGAGACAGAAAGCGAAUCAAAUAAUAACUUAUCGACAACAAUUGGUGAGGCGACAUCGUUAGCUAUCUCGGCGACAUCGGUUGCACCGCCAACUCCACCCGCAGAAAAUCAUAUAAAUCUUGAUAUAACAGCAAAAGCGUAUAAUUCAACAUUAAAAUCUAAUCUUGAAACCGAUGUUAUAAAGUUAACGCAACACACUCAACAGCAGCAACAAGAGGAAUCAUCUCUAAAAUCGAAAUCGUUAUUAAACGACUCUGGUUGCAGUAGUCCGACAAGUAAUAAUAACAAUAAUAGCGACACAAUGCCAAUUAGUGGGGUGCAAGGACAAAAUCCUACGCAAGGUUUAGUGCAUUGGAUGAGUGCCGUUAUGGCUGAGCAUAUGACCGGUCAAACGCAUCACGAUCCAACGGCGGUCGGAAUGCAUUAUAUGUGGAAUGGUAAUGUGGAUCAAUGCGGCCAGCACAGCAAAGAUAUCUCGGAAUAUAAUACGUGGCCAGCGCCGCCAACGCUACGUCACCACAUGUCCAACAAACAAGGAUAUGAGGCUAAAAUGAACGAUCAUCAUAAUAAUCUACAAAAAGGUCAUUUUCUGGAAGACAAUCGUUUAGAUCAUCAUAGCGUGACAGGGCAAGGCGGUGGCGUUUUAGGACCUACCGGUGCUGUCGCCCAUCACGGCAAUCAUGUCGGUCAUCAUGGCUCAGCGGCGGCAGCCGCUCUUCUUGUAGUUCCCCAGCCUAUUAAUGCCACGAAAAUUGGCGCUUCAUUGGGUGGGUCUGGUGGGGGCGGGGGAACCGGUGGCGGCGGUACUGGCCGCAAAUAUCAAUGCAAAAUGUGCCCUCAGAUCUUCACUUCAAAAGCAGAUCUGCAAUUGCACACGCAAAUCCAUAUGCGCGAGGCGAAGCCGUACAAAUGCACUCAAUGUUCGAAAGCGUUCGCUAACUCGUCAUAUCUUUCCCAACAUACCCGCAUACAUUUGGGCAUCAAGCCAUACCGUUGCGAGAUUUGUCAGCGCAAAUUCACCCAACUCUCGCAUCUGCAACAGCACAUACGUACUCAUACCGGUGACAAGCCGUACAAGUGUCGACAUCCUGGCUGUCAGAAAGCCUUCUCGCAACUUUCGAAUCUACAAUCGCAUUCACGUUGUCAUCAAACCGAUAAACCGUAUAAAUGUAACUCUUGCUACAAAUGCUUCUCCGAUGAACCAUCGCUGCUGGAUCACAUACCCAAGCAUAAGGAGUCUAAACACCUAAAAACACAUAUUUGUCAAUAUUGCGGCAAAUCGUAUACGCAGGAAACAUAUCUGACCAAGCAUAUGCAAAAACAUUCGGAACGCACAGAUAAACGACCGCCCAUAGUGGCCACAAAUACAAGCGGAACGGUUAACGGGACAACAGUUAGCAAUACUCAGGUAGGCGUGGGAGCGAAUGUGAAUACUAACAAUGGUCCAACCGCGACAGGAGGAGCGGCGACGGGGGGAGGGGGAGUUGGAGUGCCUGGCUCUGGCUCUCAACAUAAUCGUAAUAAUUUAAGCUUGCCACCGGUCUCUAUAGCACCCACCGAUAAUUCCUAUUGGCCGAAAGUCAGCCCUGAUUCGGCCGCCAAUUUGACAGAUGUCAUGCAUCAACAACCGCAACAUCAUCCUCAUCACCAACAAAAUCAUACCGCGCAACAACAACAGCAGCAACACCACCAUCAGCAACAGCAAGCUGCACAGCAACAGCAGCAGCCUCCCACGCAGCCAUCCCAGCAGCAACAACCGCAACAACCAACCCAUAUGGAUUACGGUCAUCAGAAUGGCGGCCCAGGUGGUCCCAACAAUCAACACAACGAUAUGCAGAGUCAUCAUCGUAUGAAUGAGAAUGGACGUGAAGAUAUCGUUUCCACACCUUCCACGGUGGGCCCUUACGACGCGUCAAGUAUUACAAAAACCACUAGCAACUCAGCAUUUACACCGAUCAACUCGAUGCCACCGCAUUUAAACACUCUCUCCCAUCAUCCGAUGGCCCAGCGGCCCUAUCUGUACGAUGCUAUUAGUUUUCAAAAUAAAAAUGUCAACCAGAACAACGCCUCCAACAGCUUUCCGAAUCAAUUGAUUUCAUUGCAUCAAAUACGCAACUAUGCUCAUCAACCGACCGGUCUAACUAUGGCCGGCGAACAUUUGUUGGGCGUUAGCGUAGGUCCGGGUAAAGACAAAGGAUAGCUAUACUUUUAAACACUAUCCUUAAGGCUAAGCGAACACGACAUACGUAUGUUAAGUUUUAGUCUUAAUCGUAUCGUUUACAUUGUAUUGUAGUUUAAUUCUUUAAUAUUAAGUACCAAGUGUUCCGAGCUCUGAUAUAAUUUGUGGUUCGCUCCCUUGUGGAUAAAAUUCUCUGCGUAUUUACUCGCGUUAUUAUUGCUUGAUUUGGCGUGAUGUAAGUCGUCGAACGGGUAACGAAAAUAGCAGCUCUUGUGUUGUGUAGAUUACGGUGGGCGGGCCAAAUUAAAUUUAGGCACACAAUUGCUAACAUUAUGAUCGAAACUUUCCGCUCUACUUGUGUACAAUAAGCAGAGCACAACUCAUUUUCUUUUCAAUAGUAUCUUAAUUUAUCUGUUGUAGUAAGUCGAUCGUUGUCCGUGGUGCAUGGCUAUCCUUCUCCGUUUAAUUUUUUUACUCAUCGCCGAAGAAUGAGUCACAUAUUCAUUUUGUCAAACAGCUUGCAACGCCUGAGAAGGUAGCUUCUGAGACCCCACAAAGUAUAUAUGUAUUCUUAAAAUCAAGCUAUCGAAUGUAAAUUUGGCAGAAACGUUGGAAGUCCUCGCACACAGGUUGAUGUUGAAAUUGGCAGCGCUUGAUUCAAGGCCACGCCUGCAGUAACAGGUAAACCGAGAACACCUCUGCUUUCCAAAUAUAAUAAUUGGCUUAUUACUCAUAAACUGCUAAUUAACUUAAGCAAAUAAACUUACGAAAAUUUAAGAGCAGCAAAGCUGUGUGGGAAAGAUCGACCAAGCCGACACAACACUAUACGCGGAGAAGGAAGCUUCAAAGACACCAUCUUGCCCAGUUUCUAAUUCGGACGGAAAUAUAAGCGUCCGCUUGUCUGUCCAUCUGUCCGCCCACCCAACUGUGUAGUAUCUGUGGAAGACACUCUCGUGUUCGGAAAAAUAAAGAUAUCGUCUACGCUACGUCUGCAACGCCCACAGGCUUACACAACAAAAACUGUGAACACCUUCUCCCACCUUUCCCAGUUCUUCGUUUAUAUACAUUGCACAAAUUUCCACUUUUGUGCUGAAAAUAGAAAAAAUCAACUGCGUCCUCCCAAUUUCGUAGAGGAUGAAAAUUCAAUUCUUUUCCAUUUUUGUAGUUGGUUAUGGGUAGAAAAGAUUCGAUCAAUUACGAAAAUAUAAUUUUCUUACUUGUUAGCUUAUUAUGCCGAAAUUUGGUCCACGUAAGAGUAAUUUGACAUCUGAGCUGCGCCGACCUGUUUGUCGCAUCUCUCCCGUUAAAAAGCUGCCUGCGGAAGAUAAACCUUUAUAUGGCAUCAAAAUCGAUUAAAUAUGAUCCACCUAACAGUAGUUUGAUGUCCAUGUUGUGUCGGUACAUAUUUCGAAUAAAAGGUUCUAAUGGAAUGCAAACCUUCGUACGAAAGCAAAUAUUUUUAUUGAUUUUUAUUUUAACUUAACAAAAAAAAAACAUCAAUUUUACGUUUGUAUGACAAGGUCGGUUCUUCACUUUGAACGUCAGCAAGCGAAAUGACGUGGAAUGAUCCAGUUGGGCCGACUAUAAUGUUUGAAUUUAUUUUCUUUAUGUAUUACAAGACUACUUAUCUUU
Messenger RNA from Glossina fuscipes, 4387 nucleotides. Its product is annotated as zinc finger protein rotund. Bases 131 to 2776 code for a protein of 881 amino acids. The record is from RefSeq and is a predicted model, not a curated record. The transcript is spliced from 8 exons. Lineage: Eukaryota; Metazoa; Arthropoda; Insecta; Diptera; Glossinidae. Gene Ontology annotation, biological process: regulation of transcription by RNA polymerase II. Gene Ontology annotation, molecular function: DNA-binding transcription factor activity, RNA polymerase II-specific; RNA polymerase II cis-regulatory region sequence-specific DNA binding.